This is a messenger RNA of Symbiodinium necroappetens, 289 nucleotides long. The record is from the annotation of a GenBank genome assembly. Lineage: Eukaryota; Dinophyceae; Suessiales; Symbiodiniaceae.
AUGCCAAGCAGCUCAACCACUGCAUGCCUCGCGGCGGCUGCCGUGGCGGGUCUCACCGUUCCCACCUUCGUUCCUGCCGGAACUCAAGGUCUCCGCAGCCCCCAGGUGCAAUCUGCACGAGGCUCCCAAGCCACAGGUUCUUACAGCACUGGUGCAGUGGUUGGUGCAGCUGCCGUGGCUGUCUUUGGCACGGUGGCGGCGCAGCGCCCGGCUCGCACGGCACAGAAGGCCGCCCGCCGCGAGCUGGCUGUGGCGUACGAGGAUUCCGGGAUUGAUCUGCUCGACAAUG